UCCUUGCCAAUAUCACGUCGUUGAUUUUUCUAAUUACACGGCGAUUUCCCCCCACCGCAUGCGCUGUCACCGGCAGAGCUAACAUCGAUUCCCUCAACCACCGUCGGCGGCAACUUCAUCACGGCCUCCUUGAUCCUCUUGUAAUCGGUACAAUUCUAUUUCUUUGGUAAUGAAUAGACCCAAAGGAUACUAACUGCUGCUUUAACCUCAAAGUCAGCAUCUAUUACAUGAAAAAGGGCAUACAGGUCAACAAUGAAGCGUUUUGUUUAUAUUGAUGAUGAUGAUUUGUCAAACAAUAUUUACUGUGACAACCGGAUCUCAAACAGAAAAUAUACUGUAUGGAAUUUUCUUCCAAAGAACUUGUGGGAACAAUUCAGUCGCUUUAUGAACCAGUACUUUUUGUUGAUUGCUUGCCUUCAACUAUGGUCACUCAUCACUCCAGUAAAUCCUGCUAGUACAUGGGGCCCUCUCAUCUUUAUAUUUGCAGUCUCAGCAACAAAGGAGGCAUGGGAUGAUUACAACAGAUACCUUUCGGACAAGAAAGCUAACGAGAAAGAAGUUUGGGUUGUGCGGAAGGGCAUUAGAAAACAUAUUCAAGCCCAAGACGUUUGUGUUGGUAACAUUGUAUGGCUUCGUGAGAAUGAUGAAGUUCCCUGUGAUCUGGUCUUGAUUGGUACUUCUGAUCCACAAGGUCUUUGUUACGUGGAGACAGCUGCCCUUGAUGGUGAAACUGAUCUUAAGACAAGGGUGGUUGCUUCUGCUUGUAUGGGAAUAGAUUCUGAAUUAUUGCACAAAAUCAAGGGUGUGAUCGAGUGUCCCGUUCCAGAUAAAGACAUCAGAAGGUUUGAUGCAAACAUGAGAUUAUUUCCUCCAUUCUUGGACAAUGAUAUAUGCCCUUUGACCAUUAAAAAUACAAUUCUCCAAUCAUGCUAUUUGAGGAACACAGAAUGGGCAUGUGGUGUUGCUGUUUAUACAGGAAAUGAAACAAAGCUUGGCAUGAGUAGGGGCAUACCAGAACCAAAGCUUACAGCCAUGGAUGCCAUGAUUGACAAGUUGACGGGUGCAAUAUUUGUUUUUCAGAUAGUUGUUGUUAUUGUUCUGGGUAUUGCGGGGAAUGUCUGGAAAGAUACAGAAGCACGCAAGCUAUGGUAUGUCCAAUAUCCAAAUGAAGGUCCAUGGUACGAGUUACUGGUCAUCCCUCUUCGGUUUGAGCUUCUUUGUUCCAUCAUGAUUCCCAUUUCAAUAAAGGUAUCGUUGGAUCUUGUAAAAAGCUUAUAUGCCAAAUUUAUUGAUUGGGACAAUGAGAUGGUUGAUCCAGAAACUGGUACUCCAUCCCAUGCGACAAACACAGCAAUUAGUGAGGAUUUGGGGCAAGUGGAAUAUAUAUUGACUGAUAAAACUGGGACACUUACUGAAAACAAGAUGAUCUUUAAAAGAUGUUGUAUUAGUGGAACCUUUUAUGGCAAUGAGAAUGGAGAUUGUUUAAAGGAUCCUGAACUGCUUCAAGCUGUUGCCUCUGGUUCUCCAGAUGCUAUUCGGUUUCUUAUAGUCAUGGCAAUUUGUAACACUGUAGUUCCUGUACAAAGCAAAGCUGGAGCGGUUUCAUACAAGGCACAAUCUCAAGAUGAGGAAGCGCUUGUGCGUGCUGCUGCUCGGUUAAAUAUGGUCUUCCUUGAAAAGAAAGGGAAUAUUCUUGAUAUCAAUUUUAAUGCUUCACUGGUCCAGUAUGAGGUAUUGGAUACCCUAGAGUUCACUUCUGAGAGAAAAAGGAUGUCUGUGGUGGUCAGGGACUGUCAAAAUGGAAAUAUCAUACUUUUGUCAAAAGGAGCUGAUGAGGCUAUUCUGCCUCAUGCACAUGCUGGACAGCAAACACGGAUCUUUGCUGAAGCUGUGGAACAAUAUGCUCAGCUUGGUCUGCGAACAUUAUGUUUGGCAUGGCGUGAUUUAGAAGAAGAAGAAUAUCAUGAAUGGUCAUUAUUGUUUAAAGAGGCUAAUAGUUCAUUGGUCGAUAGAGAGUGGAGGGUAGCUGAAGUCUGCCAAAGAAUAGAGCAUGACUUUGAGAUUAUUGGAGUUGCGGCAAUUGAAGAUCGUCUACAGGAUGCUGUACCUGAAACAAUUGAGACACUCAGGAAGGCAGGAAUAAACUUUUGGAUGCUGACUGGCGACAAACAGAAUACAGCAAUACAAAUUGCACGGUCAUGUAAUUUUGUUUCUCCUGAACCUAAAGGUCAGCUUCUGCUGAUUAAUGGGAGAACUGAAGAUGAAGUAGGUCAAAGUCUGGAGAGAGUGCUUCUUACAAUGAGAAUAACAAAUGCAGAACCUAAGGAUGUUGCUUUUGUUGUGGAUGGUUGGGCUCUUGAGAUUGUACUUAAGCAUUAUCGGAAGGCAUUCACAGAACUUGCUAUAUUGUCAAGAACAGCUAUAUGUUGUCGUGUUACUCCAUCCCAAAAGGCACAGCUGGUAGAACUCCUAAAAUCGUGUGAAUAUCGGACACUGGCAAUAGGGGAUGGCGGAAAUGACGUGAGGAUGAUCCAACAAGCUGAUAUUGGUGUUGGUAUAAGUGGGAGAGAAGGACUGCAGGCAGCAAGAGCAGCUGAUUACAGUAUUGGAAGUGAGUUCUUGAAUACUCUUCUUCUUUUCUUACUUUAUAUUUUAGUUACAAACAUUGUAUUAGCUACUUCUUGGUUUACCUCACAUCUGUCCUCUGUUUUAAAAGAAUGUCAAGAAGAUGGAAUAGGUAGCAGCAAUAGGUGGCAGUGUAGUUUAAAUCUACUGGUGGUGGGCUCCUUUGCUGUGGCUUUCCUGUGUAAGACACACUUCAUGCAUGACAAGGCAGAAAAGUUGGCUGCUUUUAGAUGGCAGCAUCAGUGCAUGCAGCAAGACAAUGAAGAACAGGGAAAACAUCUAACAGACAAUUUGUACUUGGAAGUGCAUCUCCACAGCUAUGAUUACUCAUCCUGUACUGAUAUUAUCAUACAUACCAGCUUCUCAUUCAUUUCAGGUGUUUCUGGAACAAGCCUUUUCAAUUCUGUUAGUUUGAUGGCUUAUAAUGUUUUCUACACAAGUGUUCCUGUUCUAGUCAGUGUCCUUGACAAAGAUCUCAGUGAAAGAACAGUAAUGCAGCAUCCACAAAUACUGUUCUAUUGCCAAGCAGGAAGGCUUCUUAAUCCUAGCACAUUUGCUGGAUGGUUUGGCCGGUCUCUCUUUCACGCAAUUGUUGUCUUUGUCAUCACCAUACAUGCAUAUGCUUUUGAGAAAAGUGAGAUGGAAGAAGCAUCCAUGGUGGCACUUUCCGGAUGUAUUUGGUUGCAGGCAUUUGUUGUAGCACUGGAAACAAAUUCUUUCACAAUAUUGCAACACAUUGCCAUAUGGGGAAAUCUUGUUGCUUUUUAUGUCAUCAAUUGGAUUGUCAGUGCCUUCCCAUCCUCCGGCCUGUAUACAAUAAUGUUUCGCUUAUGUAGACAACCGUCAUACUGGAUUACUAUGUUUAUCAUUGUAGCAGCUGGCAUGGGUCCAGUGCUAGCUUUGAAGUACUUCAGGUAUACCUACAGAUCUAGUAAAAUUAACAUACUUCAGCAAGCCGAGCGUAUGGGAGGACCUAUAUUGUCCCUGGGUAAUAUAGAACCUCAACCGAGAUCUUUGGAUAAAGAUGUUUCACCUUUAUCAAUUUCUCAACCCAAGAACCGUACGUCAGUCUAUGAACCACUGCUCUCAGAUUCUCCUAGUGCUACAAGACGUUCUUUUGGACCUGGGGCUCCAUUUGAUUUCUUUCAGUCCCAAGCCCGAUUAUCUUCAAAUUAUACGAGAAACUGCAAGGACAACUAAUAUUAACAGUUCAUCUGGAAAGACAUGUGGAAUUAUGCAUAUCACAUGUAGAAAAUAUACUACACUGAGGACACUAACUGCUGAUCCGUUCUUUUCACCUGGCUAAUCUAUUUUCUAUAUUGCGCGUGUUAGAGUUGCAUCAAGCUGGCAAUAUCAUGCUCAGGGGUCACUGUAUUUUGGAAGCUUAUGCUGUAAAAAUCAGGACGGAUUACUGUUCCCAGGGUAUGAAGAUGCAAUAACCUAGCGCGAUAUUGAUUCUUGUUUAUUGGAGGAAACAGUGAACAUUUCACAGAUUCUGACACCCCAUUUUCAGGGUGAUAUUAAUUUACAUAAUCUACUCAAUUAGAGUGGAGUCAGAGAGAUCUAUCCAUCACAAAAAUAUACCCAGCAUCAUUUUCACAUAUUUAUUUCUUACGUGUUGAUGCUAUUGACUAGAUCUGUAAAAAUAUUAAGGACAGCGAUGGGCUGGGAACUUCGAUUUUAGAAACGAAGUUCCUGUACAUCAAUUGCAGUGAUGUUUAUAAGUCAGAUUGGAAAUGGUAAUGCUGACAUAAAGAUCUU
Molecule: messenger RNA, 4386 nt
Organism: Solanum stenotomum
Lineage: Eukaryota; Viridiplantae; Streptophyta; Magnoliopsida; Solanales; Solanaceae
Product: phospholipid-transporting ATPase 2
Exons: 26
Coding region: 253-3825 (1190 amino acids)
Biological process (GO): phospholipid translocation
Cellular component (GO): plasma membrane
Molecular function (GO): ATP hydrolysis activity; ATP binding; ATPase-coupled intramembrane lipid carrier activity
Source: RefSeq, a predicted model, not a curated record